AUGAAUGCCCUCGUUCAAUCCUCCCUAUCCAGCGUCGAAUCCAAGCUCAAUGCUCUCCUGACAACUCUCACUACGUCUCCCGCCGCCGCAGGGGCACCAGCUGCUGCACUCGCCCUUCUCGAUGCAGACGACGCACUAUCCUCAGCCAUUGAGACCCUGCGGAAACACCAAGAGAACUACGCAAAAAUUUUACGACUCCGAUCAGAAGCACAGCAAUUGGAGGAUCGAGUCAAGGGCAUUGUGAGGGAGAUUGAAGAGUUCGACAAGGAGGCCCAAACGGCAUGCGGCGAUGACGGAGAAAGCGACAGCGACUCUGAUUCAACGGAGGACGACGACGAAGAUAAAAUCUCGGCGCCCAAAGGCAUAAACGAGAUUGACUACAAAUUGCUUCUUGAUUUUGCCCGUCGCAUCAGCAAAUACAACCAUGAAGCCGCGGCAGAUGCUGGCAGCGGUAUUGGAAAGCGCCUGGAGACUCAAAAGCAAAUCGCCGAUCGAGACGUGACCAUGGGAGGCACUAACGGAGAGCCGACAGCGGAGGAGAGAGAGCCGGUAUCGUCGGUCACGAAGAACGCGACGCAAUGGCUGGAUGAUUCCGCAAAUGUCACUCGCGAAGUCUACAUGCUCCCAUAUCCGACCGAGGAGCGUAUACGCAUGGGCUUAAUGGGCCAGGUUCAGCUUGCGGCUGGCGAGGAUGCUGAUAAGGAAGUGGAUCGAUUGAUACGCGAAGCUCAAGGACUGGGCGCUGCGGAAGGUCCAGCUCCAGCUCCGGUGGAGGACAGCACUCGGCAGGCAGACGAGGCUGCGAAAGCCGCUGUACACGCAGGCUCAUCGGCCAGUGGGGCACCGAGAGCGGCUGCACCAGCCCAACCAAAAGCAAAACCCAAGGCUUUGCUUGACCUUGACCUUUACGACCCUGAUGAUGACGAUAUCUAA
Molecule: messenger RNA, 933 nt
Organism: Penicillium lagena
Lineage: Eukaryota; Fungi; Ascomycota; Eurotiomycetes; Eurotiales; Aspergillaceae
Exons: 1
Coding region: 1-933 (310 amino acids)
Biological process (GO): regulation of transcription by RNA polymerase II
Cellular component (GO): mediator complex; core mediator complex
Molecular function (GO): transcription coregulator activity
Source: RefSeq, a predicted model, not a curated record